AUGGCUUCCGCUGCUGGGCGCUGCUGGGACUUCACCUUCUGUGGGGCCCCCGGGGGCCCCCCGGAGUCCGUUGAGAAUCCCCCGGGUUUUGAAUUUGCUGCCGAGGGUUUGGAGAAGGAGACGGAGUUCCUGGGAGCUCUACGACAGCAGCAGCAGCAGCAGCAGCAGCAGGUUGCUGCGUGUCCGGGCGGCUCUCCGCGGGCGGCUUCGGCGGGGAGCCCGGGCGCAGCAGCAGCAGCGGCCCCCCCCGCAGCAGCAGCAGCAGCAGCAGCGCCGCCGCUGUCGGAGGAAGCCGUGGCGCUGCUGCAGCGGAAAGUGUGGGAAAGCGCCGUGGCCCCUGCAAAGGCCCUUUCGAUGAAUCUUCUGAUGCUUUACAUGGGCGGGGGCAGCGGCAUUUUCGGGGUUUUGAUUGCGGUGUACGCGCUGCACUCGGGUGUACGUACACUGCUCCAGCUGUCUGUACACUUCAAACCCUUCGCAGACACCCCACAGCUGCGCUUCGUCGCGCUCGCCAGGUUUCUCAAGACCCAGGGGUGCUGCAGGACUUCACACGCGGCAAUGCGGUCUUCGGGGUCUUGGGCGCACAUCUGA
Messenger RNA from Eimeria tenella, 591 nucleotides. RefSeq lists its product as uncharacterized. NCBI's taxonomy places the organism in Eukaryota, Apicomplexa, Conoidasida, Eucoccidiorida, Eimeriidae. Bases 1 to 591 code for a protein of 196 amino acids. Gene Ontology annotation, cellular component: EMC complex. The transcript is spliced from 2 exons. Gene Ontology annotation, biological process: protein folding in endoplasmic reticulum. The record is from RefSeq and is a predicted model, not a curated record.